Molecule: messenger RNA, 1344 nt
Organism: Papilio polytes (common Mormon)
Lineage: Eukaryota; Metazoa; Arthropoda; Insecta; Lepidoptera; Papilionidae
Product: U8-agatoxin-Ao1a-like
Exons: 4
Coding region: 128-451 (107 amino acids)
Cellular component (GO): extracellular region
Molecular function (GO): ion channel inhibitor activity
Source: RefSeq, a predicted model, not a curated record
CUCGCCUCCCGAACAGUCGGGGAGGCGUCCCGACGAUACGAAAUUAACGCGCGCGUACGUAUUUACCCCUACUAUUUAUCGUCCGUGUUUAGUGCUACUAACGACGAACAGCGGGAGGUCUGCUAUCAUGCAGCGCGCCGGCGCCAUGUUCCUCGCGCUUGCAGCUGCACUGCUUGCGGUGCAGUCUGUGGAUGCUUCCUACAUUGAUCCUGGAGACGAGGAUGUCAAUCUAGAUUGGGCGGAUUACGCUGACAGGAACGAUUUGCAAACCUUACGAGAUGUUGGCAAACGUUCGUCGCUGAUCUACGUUUUCAGGCGUGCCUGCAUCCCGCGCGGUGGCAACUGCGACCACAGGCCUGGCGACUGUUGCCACUCCUCCUCCUGCCGCUGCAACCUCUGGGGCUCCAAUUGCCGCUGCCAGCGCAUGGGCCUCUUCCAGAAGUGGGGCUGAGAUCAGCCCCAUGCCCCCGCUUCCGACGCCACGACCACCGCGCUACACCGGACCUCUUGCUUUCAACUUCAUUUCUAUCUAAUUCUUUCCCUCAUCUAUCUUCACAUCUUAGAUUUGAUCGCCAUUCAAAACAGGGACCUAGAUAUUUCUGUUUGAAAAUAUUUUUGGACCUAUUAUACAAAAUUUAGAAUGCAUUAUAUGAUUCCUUUGCAGUAUCUAUUGGGUUUUUUUAGAUAAUUCUUCUGUCUGAAUGAGUCGGGCGUCCGCUUACGUGGUUGGGCAAUCACCCAGCCUUAUUGCCCAAUCAGUACGCCUCGACGUUAUGCUCGGCCAUUCAGACCAUGCCGACUGUCCACAGCAUCGGGUUCUGGGUGAUUGUAUUUUUGUUUCCCAUUAUGUUUAGACUCAGAACCCCAAGCUCUGGCAGCGUUUAACUUCUUAAAAUGUAUGUAUGUAGAGUAUAAGCUAAAAGUAGAAAGUAGCGCUAAUAUUGAUGGUAAACUUGUGUCAAUAGGAAAGUAGAUGUCAUUACAAAAUAGUAAAAAAAAAGUUAUAUUAAUAAACGUUCUAGUUAUUUAAGAGACUAACGAUAAUGGAAAACUUGGUGAAAGAUUCAACAGAAAGCCUUUGGGAAUAACAGCGCCAUUUGUAUUUGCGAUUGGCAACUUAGUUUUUAACUUAUCUAUAUGUAUCGAAAUACAAGUAAUUCGUUAUAUUUAAAUGGAAUCUUAAUGUAUCGCUCUCGCACAGGGGGUAUAAGGAAUUGCAGCCUAGUAGACACUUCUGUACGUAGCUUCUUAUUGUACGUUCCUGAUGGAAUAUGGUAUUAUAUUAUAACGUAUAUUGGAAUAUGGAAAUGAUAUAUUGUAUUAAUAAAUGUUUAUGAAGAUUGA